Aspergillus vadensis CBS 113365 is the source of this 743-nucleotide messenger RNA. RefSeq lists its product as uncharacterized. Bases 136 to 438 code for a protein of 100 amino acids. The record is from RefSeq and is a predicted model, not a curated record. NCBI's taxonomy places the organism in Eukaryota, Fungi, Ascomycota, Eurotiomycetes, Eurotiales, Aspergillaceae. The transcript is spliced from 2 exons.
UGCGUGUAAAAGUACAUGCCUUCUCUCCCUACACAGUUAGGUUACUUAGAUACCUAUAUCCUCUUUCAGUAUCUAUGGUGCGGCUGUGAACCGCGGUUAUUCUGCACAGCGUACCGAAUAUUCACCUCAACAAUUAUGGCACUUGCUAAUACACUUUGCCGACAAACACCCCUUCUCGUCAUGGAAAGAAAAGGAAAAGGGAAAGAGAUGGAACAUUCCCGAGGCUGGCAGCGGAGGACAACAACAACAGCAGCAGCAUCAACAGCUCACAACAACACUAAUUCCGGUUUUGGAGGAAAGGGCAUCUCCUUCCCCUCUUUCCUGUACAUACGCGAGGGAGCUGCUGCUGCUGCUGCUUUGCUGCUCCUGUUACUAUGCCCGCUCACUUCCCAGCCUCGCGAGUAUCCGGUCGCGGGUCUGGAAGAAAGAGGUAUCUAGAAGCAUCUUUUGGUUUUUCCACCUUCCUCCCCAAUUCGUCCACAUUGAGUGGAGCCACCAAAUUGACAUUUAAUUUAAGAGAAAAGAAAAAAAAGCGGACUAUUGCCGAAGUAGGCAUUCGGCCAGACCAAUUCAGCCUAUUGAUCUGCAAGCGUUAUCACAUGGGCACCAGUGUCAUUAUAUGAUUGACGGUGUCCGCGUCCUGGGUAGGGUAGUAGCGCUCCUCCCACGGCCUAUCUAUCUAUUCUGACAACGCAUAUAAUUGCGGGCAGCUGGGUUCCGGGCUGACUGACUGACUGGCUGGC